Meloidogyne enterolobii is the source of this 444-nucleotide messenger RNA. The record is from the annotation of a GenBank genome assembly. Lineage: Eukaryota; Metazoa; Nematoda; Chromadorea; Rhabditida; Meloidogynidae.
UUGACUGAGGCAUUAUGGGACAAGUCUGAAAUGAAGGAAGGCCAUGCAAUUGAUCGAGUUGAGUUGCAGGAGCUCUAUUUCAGUAUGACAGUAAUGAUCUUCUCUCUAACUCUCGGAACUCUUGUUGGCAAUCUUUGGACAGAGCUUGAUUGGCUUCCACAGCUUGGUAUCUUCCAUGCGCUUGUAGGGAUUGGGGCGCUUCUUUCCCGGAUUUGGCAUAAACUCAAUCAAUGCCCUUCUGAUCCAAAAGAGCGUGUACAUCGUUCGCGUCUCUACAUUGCUUUGCUGGCUUUGGGGUUUUGCCUUGGACGUUUGUGUAGUUAUUUGUUGCCAGUGAUAGCACCGAGAUUGCUUGCUCCGUUCGUGAUUGCCUUUUUGGUGAAUUUAAAGAAUAUAGUUUUAAAAGCUCUCUCCAAUCUCAUUUUCAGAUUGAUAACAAGCUGA